Molecule: messenger RNA, 1733 nt
Organism: Anastrepha ludens (Mexican fruit fly)
Lineage: Eukaryota; Metazoa; Arthropoda; Insecta; Diptera; Tephritidae
Gene: RabGGTa
Product: geranylgeranyl transferase type-2 subunit alpha
Exons: 2
Coding region: 120-1595 (491 amino acids)
Biological process (GO): protein geranylgeranylation
Cellular component (GO): cytoplasm; Rab-protein geranylgeranyltransferase complex
Molecular function (GO): Rab geranylgeranyltransferase activity
Source: RefSeq, a predicted model, not a curated record
ACUGUUCUGCAUUUGACAGCUAUCAGGUGUUCAGUUUGUGGGAGAUUCCGACAAUUUGUUUCUAGUGAGUCAGUUAAUUAUUCAGUUGUUCUAAUUUGCUAUUUUCCUAUUGAGUAAACAUGCAUGGAAGGCUUAAAGUACGUACCACCGAAGAGGAGCGUGAGCGCAAGAAAAAGGAGCAGGCAUUAAAAGUUAAAGCCUACCGUGCUGCAAUGGCCAAAAUCCAAGAUAAACGUAGCCGAAACGUGCUGGAUGACGAAAUGUUGACACUCACAUCACAAAUAUUACUCAGAAAUCCUGAUGUGACAACAUUGUGGAACAUUAGACGCGAAUGCGUCGAGAAAAAGGCCGGUGCGCUUGACGAUGUUGAACAACAACAAGCAAUUUACGACACCGAAUUAGCCUUUAGCGAGCAAUGCUUAUUAGUUAAUCCCAAAUCAUACAAUGGUUGGCAUCAUCGAUGCUGGACAUUGGAGCAUAGUCCAAAAGCUAAUUGGGAGCGCGAAGUGCAGCUGUGUAGUAAAUAUUUGAAAAUGGAUGAACGAAACUUUCAUACCUGGGACUACCGCCGCUACGUAGCGGAAAAGGCAAACAUAUCGAAACAGAAUGAACUCGAUUUUUGCACUGAAAAAAUCAAAGCAAAUUUUUCCAACUAUUCCUCAUGGCAUCAUCGCAGUUUAUUGUUACCGCAAUUGUUUCCUUAUGAAGGAGAUUCUCAACCCAAACGCGCCAUGAGCGAGUCGAAAUUGAAGGAAGAACUAGAAAUGGUGCUUACAGCCGCCUUUACAGAUCCAAAUGAUAGUAGUGCGUGGUUUUACCAACGUUGGUUAUUGGGCUACUCUAGACAAGAAUUAGACGUAUGCGCUUUCCGCUAUGACGCCAACCGCGCUGUGCUAGCUUUCACUAAUCCUAUCAUUUUGAAUGAUGCACAUGUAGCGAUUACCGAUUCCAAAGAAAACAUAAUCAAGUUUCCAAAAUGGAAAUCUGCCAGCGGUGCUGAAGCAGACACUACGUGGGUGUCUUGCCAACAAGACGUUCCACCUUUUAUAAUGGCAGAUAUUUCUGAACAAUACUUUUUGGAAAUCAACAUUCCAGAUAUUAAUGCUAAGAAAUUUUGUUUAAAAACUUACAGUAAAAGUGUUUACUAUUUUAAUUCACCAAAUCGAGCUGUAGCUUUUACGGGGAGUGUUUUGGCCGAACUACGGUCACAAUUAGAAUCCUGCGAAAGCCUGCUAGAAUAUGAACCAGAUAGCAAAUGGACGCUAUUAACCUCGGCACUAUUGAUGCGUGCCAUUGAUCCCCAACAAUAUCAUACAAAAUCACUGGAAAAUCUUGAAAAACUGCAAAAAGUUGAUGCACUUCGCAAUAACUACUACAGCGAUAUGGCUUCGAAAUGGAUAUUGGAGAAGUGUCUUUCAGAUUGGGCGGACUCGGAUGAUAUACCCAAAGCAAUUGACUUGCGCCAUGAAACACAUCUAAACGCGCUCUUUUAUCCGCAGUACUUGAGUAUUGCAGACGCCAUUCUGCUGCCAGAGAAUUUGAACCAUUACAGUGAGCGAAAGCUAUUGCAGGGCUUCGAAGCACUUAAAUUAUAAAAUUCAUAUACAUUUUAUAUGAGUAGAAGCGAUCAGAAAAAAGCAUUUAAAUGAUUAUAGCAUAAUUUCAAAUUUUGUUGCAGUGGAUGGAUGCCUCAUAACUAUUAAGAAAUUGCGCAACGGAUGCUGCUACCCGAG